This is a messenger RNA of Cordyceps militaris CM01, 4392 nucleotides long. RefSeq names its product transcription initiation factor. Gene Ontology annotation, cellular component: transcription factor TFIID complex. The transcript has a single exon. The coding region runs from base 1 to 4392 and encodes 1463 amino acids. The record is from RefSeq and is a predicted model, not a curated record. Gene Ontology annotation, biological process: transcription initiation at RNA polymerase II promoter. Gene Ontology annotation, molecular function: RNA polymerase II general transcription initiation factor activity; chromatin binding; transcription cis-regulatory region binding. Lineage: Eukaryota; Fungi; Ascomycota; Sordariomycetes; Hypocreales; Cordycipitaceae.
AUGGAAUCCGAGCGCCCGUUCACGCAGAACGGCUACGGCGACCUGCCGCCCGUCGACGACCUCCCCGUGAAAGAGUAUUUCGUCCUCAAGCAGGAAGUCAGCCUCGAGGUUGACUUUCGCGACAAAUGCAUCCAUGGAACUACCGACGUGUUUGUCGUCACCUUUACGGACAAGGUGGAAGAAGUGUUCCUCGACGCAGCGCAAUGCGAAAUCGACACGAACCGAAUCACCAUUGCCGAGAUGCGUGAAGUUAACGGCGAAGCAAUCGAGGGUCACAAGCGCAGAGCCGCUGCGGAAUACAACGACCCGUACAAGAAGCUCUCACAUCCCCAGGGGUGGAACUGGAGAGCCGAGCACUACGAUUUGCGCCGCAUUCGCGCUCGAGGAGUUUUUCACACUCGAAAGUCCGACGUUCCCGCCGAAAAUAGAGAAUUUGAGGGGUGUACGCCGGCAUACGGGUCAUUGAAAGUAAAGCUGCGUGGCAGAGACGAACGAGAUCGCCCGAGGUUGAUCGUCAGGAAGUCUACCAUGAAUCUCGAGCCCCUCGAAAGGGCGCACAAGCAAUACAAAAUUACUGUCCCGUUUGUCAAUCGGAAUCCUCGGGAUGGGUUGCAUUUUGUGGGCGUGGACUCUCUGGACAGCCGCUUUACGCACAUGUAUACCCGUCACUCGAUUCAGCCGGGCACCGCGAGCUGCAUCUUUCCGUGCAUCGAUGACCACGGCUCACGUUGUGAUUGGCGUGUCUCGAUUAAGCACCCUCGGACUCUCGGAGACGCCUUACAACAAGCUUUGGCGACUAAGCAGGACUCUGGCUUUCUUGAUCGCUCGUUCAAGCUUGCAGAAGAGGACAAACUUCGAGAGAUGUCUGUUGUAUGCUCAGGCUUUCUCGUUGAAGAAACCACGGACGCAGACGAUGAGUCCAAGAAGAUCAUGACGUUUGAGCCCGAGAAGAAAGUCUCGGUUCAGAAACUAGGAUUUGCAGUCGGCCCAUUCGAACAUAUUGACUUGUCUUCGGAAUUUCGAACCGAGGAAGAUGAACUCAAGCUUGGUAUGAGUGCACUGAAAAUCCACACAUAUUGCUUGCCUGGAAGAGGGGACUGGGUGAGACAUACCUCGGCCGCACUCACCAUGGCCGCGGAUUUUCUCACAUAUACCUUCGCCCGCUACCCGUUUUCCAACUUCAAACUUUGCUUUGUUGACGACUUGGUCGACGAUACGGUAUCAUUACACUCACUAGGAUUUGCAAGCAACCGCUUGCUGUACCCAGAAGACGUCAUCGACACUGAAAUCGAGGUGACGCGGCAGCUUGUUCUCACGUUGACAUCACAAUGGAUUGGCAUCAAUAUGAUACCCAAUACACGCAACGAUAUGUGGCUUGUAGUGGGCAUGGCUCACUACAUGACCGAUUUGUUCAUGAAGCGCAUCUGUGGAAACAACGAAUACCGGUUUCGCAUGAAGACCAUGUCCGACAAACUGGCUGAGCUUGAUGUUGGUCGCCCUGCUAUCUUUGACCUCGGCGCCAAUUUGCAUCUUGACGACGCAGAAAUGAAGCUCAUGACACUCAAGGCACCCCUUGUAUUUUUCAUCCUGGACAAGCGCAUGAACAAGGCAUCGGGCGGUCAUGGGUUGACCAGAGUACUGCAGAAGCUUUUGACACGCGCGCAGAUUGAAGGAAGCGACAAGUCUAUGAUUCUGGAUACCGAAAAGUUCAAAACUAUAUGCGAAAAGGGGUCCCGAUACCGCCUAGAGACCUUUUGGAAUCAAUGGGUCUACGGCUCCGGUUGUCCAAAGUUUGAUGUCAAAGCCCGAUUUAACAAAAAAAGGCUAUGCGUCGAAUUGACAUUGAAUCAAGUACAAUUUCAAAAGGCAAAGAAGCCUCAACUCGAAAAAGACGACUUUCUGCGCGAGAUCAGGGAGCGACGAGCUGAAGUGCCUCUUGGGGAAACUCAACCAUUAUUUACGGGGCCAAUGACUGUACGAAUUCACGAGGCUGACGGAACGCCAUACGAGCAUAUUCUUGAGAUCCGCGAAGAUGCCACAAGAGCCACCAAGUUUGAGAUUCCCUAUAACACGAAAUAUAAGCGACUCAAGCGAACACGGCGAAUGAAGGAGAAACACACAGGUCAAAACAUAGAAAUCACAGACAACAAUGACGAUGCUUUGCUCUAUUGUCUCGGAGAUGUCUUGCAAAGCCCAGAGGAUCAGCGCGAGUGGGAGUUGAUCGACUGGGACCCCGAGACGGAGCGAAAAAUGGACCAAGAAUCAUACGAAUGGAUCCGUCUUGACGCUGAUUUUGAAUGGGCAUCCGACAUGUCGCGGACCUUGGAGCCAUAUAUGUACGUGUCGCAGCUACAACAAGACAGAGAUGUUGUUGCACAGCAAGACGCCAUGCUUUACCUUGCGCAGGGCCCGUUACAUCCAAUCGCCUCCGGCUUCCUGGUGCGAACCCUCAUUGACCGACGAUAUUUCCAUGGAAUUCGCACAAUGGCGGCAGCUGCUCUGACUCGGCAGUCUAAUAUCAAAGAUAUUCCAUUACUAGGAAUGCGCCAGCUCAUGCGGGCCUUCCGAGAGAUGUAUUGCUACGAACAAACCAACCAGCCUCGCCCAAAUGACUUUACCGACAAGAAGCAAUACAAUGUUCGUUGCGCGAUCAUCAAAGCCAUCGCUGAAGUUCGUGAUCACACCAACAAGUGCCCGAUGGAAGCACGUCGCUUCAUCCUCGACCAGCUUCGCUUGAAUAACAACGAGGGCAAUCCGUACUCGGACCAUUUCUACAUUGCUUUCCUCGUCAAGUCGCUUUCCAUUUCGCUCAUCCCGUCCAAACAGGACGACUGGCUCACGCGCCAAAACAGGAUUCCAAACGAAGAGGAGACUGCCUUCUUAGAAGACGCUCUCGAACAAAUUGAGCGAGUCCUGCGCCGUGAUGAAUGGACUAAUUCGUACCAAAAUACAUGGACGCUGGCCGGAUUAGACGCGAAACAGCGCUUGAUGAAGGCAGACGUGAUUCCCAAAAACUUCACGGACUUUGGACAGUACCUAUUAGACGGAACCCGAGAUUUGAUUCGCAUCAAAUGCUUUGAGGCCUUGAUUGACCUGGGCGCUAUGAUGGAUCCGACAUUCUUCAGCUUUAUGAUGUAUUCGUUCAUGACGGAUCGGUCUCCGUACGUGCGCUCAAAGCUGAUUGCCGCUGUUGCUCGAGGACUUGCUGCCAUUGCAUUCGGAGAGCACACGAAGGUUGCUAAGAUUGAACCUUCUGCUGACGACGGCGACGGCCUGCUGCUUGUCCAGGAUAGCGCCCAAGAAAUUGAAGCAAGAAAAGAAAUGUUUGCUCGCAAGGAGAAUUUGGGUUCUGCUCUGAAGGCGUUGAAGAAAGAAAUGGAAGAGACAUAUAUGGCUGAUGAGCGGCAUUACAGCACGGCCAUGCGCAGAGCGCUGGAUCACCCGGACCUCGGCCGCACGGAAGUAGAAAGUCUCCUGGAUCUUGCUUCCAUGAUGUUCGAGGAGGCGCAGAGCUGGCUCUUGACCCUCAAUCUGCCUAAGCGAUGGAAGGCAGCGCGGCCUCCAGCUCCAGAGAGGCCCUCUAACCGCAUGCUGGUCACCUUCAAGUCUUACUACAAGAUCAAGCCAAAGGUCCCACUCCCAGCCAUGGUGGCAGCAGCACCCGCUGCUCCAGUAUCAAUAUCGAGCGGGAGCGACAUCAAGAAGCUACCCACCAUUGGGAGAACACCGUCUAUCAAGAUCAGCACCAAGCCGACUUUCUCUAGUAUCCCGCGACAAUCACCCAAGCCGCCAAUUUUGCUAGAUUCUAUUGUUGCCCACAGCCAAGCUCAAGCCAAUGGGUCCCCAGCAUCUGCCACCAUCCAGGUAGCGAAGCGGCCGCGGCCGGAGAAGGAAGAGCAUGCGUCGCCCGCACCGAAGCGUCCCAAGACGGACACUCCCUCGGAGGCCAAGACCCAAUGGAAGAAGCGGCGUAUGGUUACCCUCAAGACGGCAAACCCCAAACGACUGGCUGUUAUCCUGGGCAAGUCUCUGUCCUCGAGCCCGGCACCGCUCAGAACAGCCUUGCCGGGGAGCUCCGCACCAGGAAGUUCGCGGCGCGAAUCGUCCACUGAGAAUACUCCUUUGAAAAUUCGCAAGCCGUUGCCUUCUGGCGAUGUUGUUCGACGACCACUGCCAACGGGCGAUGCUGUGUCCUCGUCGCAUCACACGCCUGCGUCAAAGCCCAAAAUUAGCCUCAGCAUGUCGUCCACGCCGGCGGCUAUGAGGGCGGCUUCUACGCCGUCCGCCAUCCUGGGUGGUGGCAGAAGCCCUGCGCCGGAGACACCAUCGAGCACAACAUCGCGACCCAAGAUCAAGAUCAUUCGAAAGCCGCAGCCCCCGCCGCCGUCAUAG